Messenger RNA from Darwinula stevensoni, 327 nucleotides. Lineage: Eukaryota; Metazoa; Arthropoda; Ostracoda; Podocopida; Darwinulidae. The record is from the annotation of a GenBank genome assembly.
AUGCAGUUUCGCACCGAGCGUGACUGGCAGCAAUUCCAUUCCCCGCGUAACCUUGCCAUUUCGCUCUCCCUUGAGGCGGGUGAAGUGCUGGAGCUGUUCCAGUGGGAAGAUCGCCGGGGCGAGGCGCUGGAUAAAAUCAUGCCGCAAUUACGUGAUGAAGUCGCGGAUGUGGCAACUUACCUGACCUAUUUGUGCGCCGAUUUGGGAAUUGAUCUGGAAGCGGCAGUACGCGAGAAGAUGGUGCAAAAUCGCCGCAAGUAUCCAGUGGAAUUAUCGAAAGGCUCGGCGAAGAAAUAUACCGAAUUGCAAGGGGAGGGUGAGGCAUGA